AUGCUUGCUAAAGUGGAUGAAAAGCAGUAUGAAGCUUCCGAGAAGGAGGCUUACAACGAAGGUUGCUUAGAGGUUGUUGCUAACGAAGAUUUAUCUUCUGAAUCAAUAACUUCUAUCAGUCCCAAUCCUUUUUCAGAUCCUAAAGUUGCAAAAUAUUAUGAGGAAGUAUAUGAAGGUUGCAAAUAUGAAUGCAGGGAAGCUUUUGACCCUCUGUUUGAAUGGGAUAUUCAAGAGGAAUCCAAGCUACGUAAACGACUUGAUGUUAGAGUGGCCUUGGUUUCCUGCGUAAUGUUUGUCGCAUUGCAAAUAGAUAGAGGAAACUUAGCACAAGCUGUAAGUGAUAAUAUGUUAGAUGAUUUGAAUCUCACUACAGCUGACUACAAUUUAGCCAAUACUGUUUUUUCCGUAUCAUUUCUUGCAGCCGAGCUUCCCUCUCAAUUGAUUUCGAAAUGGCUCGGUCCCGACAGGUGGAUCCCUACUCAAAUGAUAUUAUGGUCUAUUGUUGCAACAUCACAGGCUGCUUUGAGAGGACGCAGUUCUCUACUUGUAUGUCGGUCUUUGAUAGGAAUUUUGGAGGGAGGAUUCAUUCCUGAUUUGGUGUUGUGGCUAUCAUACUUUUAUACUUCUAGGGAGUUGACGCUAAGACUAUCUUGGUUUUGGACCACAUUGUCACUAACGCAAAUUGUCACUGCACUUUUAGCAGCAGGAAUCUUGAAUAUGCGAGGAAUAGCUGGCUGGGCAGGAUGGCAGUGGCUCUUCUUGAUAGAAGGUCUUAUUACUUUAUUGAUCGGCAUUGCUUCUAUAUUCUUAAUGGUGCCGUCUGCUGCUCAGACAAAGGCACCUUGGAGACCUAACGGUUGGUUUGAUGAGAGAGAAGUGAAAAUUGUUGUCAAUCGCGUCUUGAGGGAUGAUCCAUCAAAAGGUGAUAUGAGCAACAGACAAGCACUUACGCUUGGAAUGAUAUGGAAAUCUUUAAGUGACUACGAUCUUUGGCCAAUCUACAUUAUUGGCUUUUUGGCGUACAUUCCUACCCAAACAGCUAACACAUAUUUAACUUUAACUUUGAGGCUGCUAAAUUAUACAACUUUCCAGACUAAUUUAUUGACGAUUCCUCCGACAGUUAUACAUAUUAUUACUUUGCUACUAAUAACAUGGCUAUCCGAAAGACUUAAUGAAAGGUCUAUUGUUUCUCUCCUUGUUCCUAUGGUUCAGAUACCGCUAAUUGCAGUUUUGCGAUGGUGGAAAGGAAGCAUGAUUAAUUCGUGGGGCACAUGGGCGGUGUGUACUUUAUUUAUUGGAUUAUCACCAUAUAUUCAUGCUAUCUGUGUCUCUUGGGCUUCCAGAAACUCCAACAGUAUUAGAUCUCGUUCUGUUUCUGCUGCUCUUUACAACAUGUUUGUACAGGUAGGUUCAAUCGUCGCUUCUAAUAUUUAUAGACCCGAUGAUGCUCCUUUAUAUCAUAGAGGAAACCUUAACUUAUUCAUUCUUUCAGUAGCUAUGAUACCUUUGUUGAUAAUGACAAAAGCAUAUUAUGUUUUCGCAAACAAACGAAGAGAUAGAAAGUGGAAGGAAAUGACAGUUGAGGAAAGAGAGCAAUAUGUUAAUUAUAGCACUGAUCAAGGUAACAAAAGAUUGGAUUUCAGAUUCGAUUCAUGA
This is a messenger RNA of Priceomyces carsonii, 1656 nucleotides long. RefSeq lists its product as uncharacterized. Gene Ontology annotation, cellular component: membrane. The record is from RefSeq and is a predicted model, not a curated record. The coding region runs from base 1 to 1656 and encodes 551 amino acids. Gene Ontology annotation, biological process: transmembrane transport. The transcript has a single exon. Gene Ontology annotation, molecular function: transmembrane transporter activity. NCBI's taxonomy places the organism in Eukaryota, Fungi, Ascomycota, Pichiomycetes, Serinales, Debaryomycetaceae.